AUGCUGACCCUGCUGCUCUUCCUCGUGCUCAACCACUCCGUCAUGGUCGCGGGGGCGGACAGCGACGACGACCCCGACUUCGACUUGCGCUAUGCUAUCCUUCUCGGAGGACUGUUCGUUCUCCUAGUCUACCAACUGAUCCCGAGGCGUCAACGCAAGAUCAGCUACGAGGAGCAGGCGGAUUUCGAAAAACAAUUCGACGACCCGGCGCUCCCGAACGGCGCUCGGGCGAUCAAGGGCUUCCUGAAAUAUCGCAGGGAGGAGCACUUGAAGGCGGAUGAGGAUCCAGAUCGAGAGAUUCUAAAGACGACACCUCGGGAGUAUAGCGAGGCGCUGCUGAGCAUGAUCCUGCUGAUGGCCAUCAACAAAUCCAGCCUCAAGCAUUACUACCCGGCCUCCGUAUUGCAGCUCGUCUUCGAUGAAGACACCUGGACGCUGAAGACAGGCAUCGCAAAGAAGGCCGUCACGAUGGACCUGCUGAAACGUCUGUGCCGCCGUGUCGCACGAUCAUUUGCCGCAACCCUCAACAUGUCGAUCUCGGCGUUCCUGUUCAAGCGCAUAAAUUAUUGGUCGCCGGUGGGACUGCAUGGCAAGCCGGUCCCCGGAGAGACGAGCGAUGAGCAGCUGGGGACUCUCGUCGCCGUGCAGCUUUUCUCAGAGACCGGGGUCUCGGCGGGGAUUUUCGGGCAAGACCUCUGCGCCUGGUUGCGUGCCCUCGAUGCCGAGGACGACAGCGACAGAGAGUGCCCGAAAGUCAUUGAGCAAUAUAUGGAAUCGCUGGCUGAGGAGGUCAUCGACAAGCUGGCCGAGGCUUGCUCCGACCCGGAUCGGUUUGGACCAGACGGCCCGACGCAUGCCAACCGGGAGAUCGUCAAAGCCUUCAGGGAAGGGACGCCGGAGGGUCUGCAUGGCGAGCCGGUCCCCGGAGAGACGAGCGAUGAGCAGCUGCGGACUCUCAUCGCCGUGCAGCUAUUCGAACGGGCCGCGGACCCGACGGCGGCCUUAGAGCGGGACGUCUACGCCUGGUUGCAUGCCCUCGAAUCUGAGGACGGCGGGACCAUGGCGCGCCCGGAAGACAUUGAGCAGUAUCUGGUAUCGCUGGCGGAGGAGGUCAUCGACAAGCUGGCCGAGGCUUGCUCCGGCCCGGAUCGGUUUGGACCAGACGGCCCGACGCAUGCCAACCGGGAGAUUGUCAAAGCAUUCAGGGGACGGGUGCGGCGUGACCUUGGAUGC
Molecule: messenger RNA, 1233 nt
Organism: Mesorhabditis spiculigera
Lineage: Eukaryota; Metazoa; Nematoda; Chromadorea; Rhabditida; Rhabditidae
Source: the annotation of a GenBank genome assembly